AUGACACGGGACUAUUUGACCGGAUGUCGCGAGUCAAUUUGGGCUGGCGCUGUUAAUUAUGGAUGGGUGUUGUACUUUGAGCACCAAGGAGAAAACACGACUAUCACACGCGUUCAAGUGGAUAACGUACUUGGUGAUGCGCCAGUGAUUGCCUAA
This is a messenger RNA of Plasmopara halstedii, 156 nucleotides long. RefSeq lists its product as uncharacterized. The coding region runs from base 1 to 156 and encodes 51 amino acids. The transcript is spliced from 2 exons. Lineage: Eukaryota; Oomycota; Peronosporomycetes; Peronosporales; Peronosporaceae. The record is from RefSeq and is a predicted model, not a curated record.